GUUCAACCCAUUUCCGUCCCGCUUCAGUGAUCGCUCUCUCUUUAUUUUUGUUCCGGAAUGGUGAAGCUCAACAUCUCCUACCCGGCCACCGGCUCGCAGAAGUCCAUCACCAUUGAGGACGAGAAGAAGCUCCGCCCCUUCUACGACAAGCGCAUCUCGCAGGAGGUCGAGGGUGACUUCCUCGGUGACGAGUUCAAGGGCUAUGUCUUCCGCAUCUCUGGCGGCAACGACAAGCAGGGUUUCGCCAUGGUCCAGGGUGUCCUCACCAACGGCCGUGUCCGCCUGCUCCUCAAGGAAGGCCACAAGACUUACCGCCCUCGCCGCGCUGGUGAGCGCAAGCGCAAGUCCGUCCGCGGCUGCAUUGUCGACCAGAACCUGUCGACCCUCAACCUUGUCAUUGUCAAGAAGGGCGAGCAGGAGCUUGCUGGCAUCACCGAUGUCACCCAGCCCCGCCGUCUUGGCCCCAAGCGUGCCUCGCGCAUCCGCAAGCUUUUCAACCUGUCCAAGGACGACGACGUCCGCAAGUACGUCAUCCGCCGCAAGAUUGAGAAGGAGGGCAAGAAGCCAACCACCAAGGCUCCCCGCAUCCAGCGCCUCGUGACCUCGGUUACCCUCCAGCGCAAGCGCCACCGCGCUGCUCUCCAGACUGCCCGUGCCACCAAGGCCGCGCAACAGAAGCAGGAGUACACCACCCUCAUUGCCCAGCGCCAGAAGGCUGCCCGCGACGCCCUCAUCAACAAGCGCCGUGGCAUCAAGGCCCCCGUCGCCGCUGCCCCCGUUAAGGCCGCUGCUGCCCCCGCUAAGGCUGCCGCUGCUCCUGCUAAGGCUGCCGCUGCCCCCGCUAAGGCUGCUGCCCCCGCUAAGGCCGCCGCUGCCCCCGCCAAGGCUGCCCCCGCUAAGGCUGCCGCUGCCCCCGCUCCCAAGGGCAAGGGCAAGUAAAUGUCCGUCUGAUCCUGUGUCCUGACUGAUGGGCGUUUAGUUGUUUUACCCGUUUCGUCGCCCAUGUCCGUGCGAGAAAGCAACAAAACAAUUAAAAAAUUCAAAUUUCA
Capsaspora owczarzaki ATCC 30864 is the source of this 1049-nucleotide messenger RNA. RefSeq names its product ribosomal protein S6. Bases 58 to 939 code for a protein of 293 amino acids. Lineage: Eukaryota; Filasterea; Ministeriida; Capsasporidae. Gene Ontology annotation, cellular component: ribosome. Gene Ontology annotation, biological process: translation. Gene Ontology annotation, molecular function: structural constituent of ribosome. The transcript is spliced from 4 exons. The record is from RefSeq and is a predicted model, not a curated record.